AUGUCCUCCUGCGACGACGACCACGCCGCGCUCCUCAGAUCCCACGCCGGGGCCUCGUCGUCGCCGGCCUGCCCCUCGCCGCGCGGGCCGGCGGGGCACCAGCACCACGCCGACGUCGAGGCGGACGAGGCCACCGUCACCGCCUCCCCGAGGCUCGCCAGCGGCGGCGGCGGCGGGGGCGUGCGCGGCCUCCUGCGCAACCUCGAACGCCGCAUGACCGCACGCGGAUCUGGGCCUGGCCGUCGCCAGCACCAGCAUUAUCAGCAGCUCGAUCGCUCCGUGGCGAUCGAGUCGCCGUCCCCGACGCCGUCGCAGCGGCAGCGGGAGAGAGCGGCGGCGGGGGAUGACGACGAGCUCGGGGACGGGGCGCCGCCCGAGUGGGCGCUGCUGCUCAUCGGCUGCCUCCUCGGGCUCGCCACCGGCAUCUGCGUCGCCGCGUUUAACCGCGGGGUUCAUGUCAUCCAUGAAUGGGCAUGGGCAGGUACUCCCAACGAAGGGGCAGCAUGGCUCCGCCUGCAGAAGCUAGGUGAUACUUGGCACAGGAUACUGCUGAUCCCGGUUACUGGAGGUGUGGUUGUAGGAAUGAUGCAUGGGUUGCUUGAGAUAUUUGAGCAGCUAAAACUUGUGAAAUCAGGGCAGAGGCAAGGAAUCAGCUUCGUUGGAGCCAUCUUCCCAACCAUAAAGGCUGUCCAAGCUGCUGUUACCCUAGGGACUGGUUGUUCCCUGGGGCCUGAAGGUCCUAGUGUGGAUAUUGGCAAAUCGUGCGCAAAUGCAUGCUCAGAAAUGAUGGAGAGUAACCGGGAAAGGCGUAUUGCACUUGUUGCUGCUGGUGCUGCUGCUGGCAUUGCUUCAGGCUUCAAUGCAGCAGUUGCUGGGUGCUUCUUUGCCAUUGAAACUGUAUUGAGGCCCCUUAAAGCAGAAAAUUCACCUCCAUUUACGACUGCAAUGAUAAUAUUGGCAUCUGUUAUAUCAUCUACUGUUUCAAAUGUUUUACUUGGAGCAAGACCAGCUUUUAUAGUGCCAGCAUAUGAGCUAAAAUCUGCUGCUGAGCUACCCCUGUACCUUAUCUUGGGAAUGCUCUGUGGAGCAGUGAGUGUGGUAUUUGAUGGAUUGGUAGGAUGGUUUUCAAGAUUCUUUGGGCGCAUAAAGGAAAAGUUUGAUUUUCCUAUUAUAGUGUACCCUGCUUUGGGUGGGCUGGGAGCUGGUAUCAUAGCUCUGAAAUAUCCAGGGAUCUUAUACUGGGGUUUCACAAAUGUUGAAGAAAUAUUGCAUACUGGGAAAAGUGCUUCUGCUCCUGGUAUCUGGUUGUUAACUCAACUGGCAGCUGCAAAGGUAGUUGCAACUGCCCUCUGCAAGGGCUCUGGCCUUGUGGGAGGGCUAUAUGCUCCAAGCCUGAUGAUUGGGGCUGCUGUGGGAGCUGUUUUUGGGGGUUCAGCUGCUUAUUUAAUAAAUUCAGCUUUACCUGGUAAUGCUGCUGUUGCACAGCCACAAGCUUAUGCUCUGGUCGGAAUGGCUGCUACACUAGCCUCAGUCUGUUCAGUCCCAUUGACUUCAGUACUGCUUCUCUUUGAGCUGACAAAAGAUUACAGGAUUUUGCUUCCUCUCAUGGGAGCAGUUGGGUUGGCAAUAUGGGUUCCUUCAGUAGUAAACCAGCCAAACGACACUGAGCCUUCUGGGUUUAGAACACCCAGGCGAGGUUAUUCUUCAAUUUCACCAGAAGACAGAAAUGGUAUCUCAAGGCAAGGUGGUGUUGUGGAUGAUCUUGAGCUCAGUAUUAUACAAACUGACAUAAGUAACUAUGGAACUUAUAAUGAAGAAAUGCUUCUGGAUGAUUUGAAGGUCUCCCAGGCCAUGUCAAAGAUAUAUGUCAAAGUGUUACCAUCUGCUACAGUAACAGAAGCUCUUAAGCUAUUGCAUGAUAAACAGCAAAAUUGUGCCCUGGUUGUGGACCCUGCAGAUUUUCUUGAAGGAAUUAUUACAGUAGGGGAUAUACGGCGCAUGGGAUAUGGGUUACACAUGGAAAGUUUCAUCGAUGGAGAUCACCCCAAGGCUGAUGACAACUCUUCCUCCAUUUCAUCAUGUCUUACUCGAGGAUUCCAGUACCGUGGGAGUGAACGUGGAUUGUUAACAUGCUUUCCAGAUACUGAUUUGACCACUGCAAAAAGUCUUAUGGAGGCCAGAGGGAUAAAGCAACUGCCUGUAGUUAAGCGUGGUGUUGCCCAUAGAACUGCAGGAAAGCGCAAGCCGAUUGCCCUUCUACAUUAUGAUUCUAUUGGUUGCUGCAUGCGAUUCCACUGUGAUCUUAUUGGACAGUGCAGGGGCAAGCCUGACAAAUUCUGCAGAGACUUCCCAUUACUGCCAGUUUCAUGUGGCAUCCCUGCUCCACGUUCUCAGGCCCGCACAAUUGACCACCAAGGAGCUGUGGAUCAAUGGCACCCUCAGGUUCUCAGGCCCGCACAAUUGACCACCAAGGAGCUGUGGAUCAAUGGCACCCUCAGGUUCUCAGGCCUGCACAAUUGA
Messenger RNA from Miscanthus lutarioriparius, 2520 nucleotides. The record is from the annotation of a GenBank genome assembly. Lineage: Eukaryota; Viridiplantae; Streptophyta; Magnoliopsida; Poales; Poaceae.